UGAAUUCGACGAACUGAACGACAAACUUAUAAGGCUAUUUCCAAACAAUCCUCCACCUUGUGAAAUGCCAGCGAAACACUAUUUUCAAUCCACGCUAGGAAAUCCGGUGUUGGUUGAGGAGAGGCGCCGAGGUUUGGAAGAAUUUUUGAGGGGAAUUCUCUUCCACAAGGAUGAUCGUUGGAGGGAAACCGACGAGUGGAAAGAAUUUCUAGCCAUACCGACCGGAAGGUCACUUGAUGCAACAACAAUGUACACCUCGGAAAGCUGGCUUGACGAGUACAAUCAAGUACAGUCGAUGACCAAAGAGAUUAGGUCAUUCCUUAACCGUCGUGAAACUCAUAUUAUCAACAAUGAGGUUCAGGCCUCACAUAAUUGUGGAGUACAAGCCAAAAAAAGUUUGGCGACCCUCGGUGUACGGGUGUCCCAACUUGAAAGCGGUCUCACGGGCCUGGCAAAGGGGAUGGGAAGAGAUGGGAAGGUGAUGCCCGAGGGUGAAUUAAGAAGACGACAAGAUCUCUUGAAUGAUCUCAAGGAUGAAAAGGACAUGUUAAACAAACUUGUGCUGGCCAAUCGACCAGACAUCAGCAAGGCCACAACUCCCGCUAGUUCCGUUGAUCGUGCGGCCUUAUUCCGUCAACAACCUUCCAGGCAACGUACAUUACCUCAACAGCCCGGUCGAUUUGGGAACAACAUAAGUAAAGGAAUCAACGGACCUCCACCGUCGCGACGCGUCUUUGGAAAUUCUCGCAUGAUGCCGGCUGAAACCGAGGUGACUCGAGGCUUGGAUAACGAAGGUCUUGUGAAUUUACAAAGGCAAACCAUGGAAGAUCAGGAGCAUCACGUCGAGCAAUUCAGCGCCAUAUUGAGUAGACAUAAACAAAUUGGAUUAGCAAUUGGUCAGGAAUUGGACAUUCAAAAUCAAAUGUUGUCAGAGUUAGAUGUGGAUCAAACGGCGAGUAAAUUGAGAUUUGCCACGAGAAAAUUGAAUUCCAUCAAAUAA
This is a messenger RNA of Acaulospora morrowiae, 1000 nucleotides long. The record is from the annotation of a GenBank genome assembly. Lineage: Eukaryota; Fungi; Glomeromycota; Glomeromycetes; Diversisporales; Acaulosporaceae.